Messenger RNA from Carica papaya (papaya), 1497 nucleotides. Its product is annotated as aluminum-activated malate transporter 2-like. The record is from RefSeq and is a predicted model, not a curated record. Gene Ontology annotation, biological process: malate transport. NCBI's taxonomy places the organism in Eukaryota, Viridiplantae, Streptophyta, Magnoliopsida, Brassicales, Caricaceae.
AUGGAGUCUGCAAACCAAGAAAAACAAGGUGGAGUUCUGGGUCAUGGGAGAUUGCGGGUGAGGACCUUGACUGACAAGUUGAAGUCCAAGGUGGUUGAGUUUUGUAGUAAUGUGAAGAAGCUUGGUGAAGAUGAUCCAAGAAGAGUACUUCACUCCCUCAAAGUUGGACUUGCUCUAACCUUGGUCUCAUUGAUUUACUAUUAUCAACCUAUUUAUCAUAACUUCGGUGUAUCUGCAAUGUGGGCUGUCAUGACUGUCGUCGUCGUCUUCGAAUUCUCCGUUGGAGCAACCCUGGGAAAAGGGUUGAAUAGAGGAGUAGCAACCUUGCUAGCAGCUUCUUUGGGAGUUGGAGCUCAUCAUCUAGCCAGCCUAUCCGGACAGAUAGGUGAACCUAUACUAAUUGGCUUAUUUGUGUUCCUACAAGCUGCGGUGUCAACAUUUAUAAGAUUCUUUCCCAACAUCAAAGCGAGAUACGAUUACGGAUUGCUGAUAUUCAUCUUGACAUUCUCAUUCGUAUCGGUUUCGGGUUUUCGACAAGAUGAAAUACUAGAACUAGCUCACAAGAGGCUCUCCACCGUCAUCAUCGGAGGAGCUACGUGUGUGAUCAUAUCUAUUUUCAUUUGCCCCGUGUGGGCUGGUCAAGACCUCCAUAAUUUGCUCGCCACCAACUUGGAUAAAGUUGGUGACUUCUUAGAAGGAUUUGUAGAUGAAUACUGUAAAACAUCAUCUGAGAGUACCAAAGAAGAUGAAAAGACUUCUUUUCGAGGAUACGAAAAGGUUCUCAACUCGAAAGCUACCGAAGAAUCCUUAGCUAAUUUUGCAAGAUGGGAACCGGGUCACGGGCGGUUCAAGUUUCGACAUCCAUGGAAACAAUACCUACAAAUCGGAGCUCUAACACGACAAUGUGCCUACAGAAUCGAGGCUCUAAAUGGAAAUCUCAACACCCAUAUUCAAGUGUCCGCAGACAGUAGAAGCAAAGUCCAAGAGGCAAUUAAAACAAUGAGCAGGGAAUCAGGCAAAGCACUAAAAGAAUUGGCAUCAUCAGUCAAAACAAUGACAAAACCUUCUUCUGCAGAUUCCCACAUCGAAAAAUCAAAAUCUGCUGCCAAAAACAUGAACUCUCUUCUCAAUUCAGAUCUAAUUUGGCAAGACACGAAAGUUGAUCAACUCCAAGAACUGAUUCAAAUAGCCACAGUUGCUUCGAUACUCAUCGAUAUCGUCAACUGGGUUGACAAAAUCUCCGACUCCGUUCAUCAACUCUCCAUUUCGGCUAAUUUUCAAAAUCUCGAACCGACAGUCUCACCAGAAAAAUCCCAAAAACCUGCAGCGAAAUCUCCUACGACUCACCCUGAUCCCCACGUUGUGAUUACAGUAGCUGAAGAUGGCGGCGAACCAAACAAUAGCAUUCAGACUAACAAGAUAGUUAAUCAUGACGAGUUAAAAGUUCCCGAGUCAUCAAGAAAUGAAAACAGUUCUUGUGUAAAUAGAUGCGACUGA